AUGUACGCUUCGCCUGCUGGUACUGAGGGUGACAACUACCUGUGUGUGCCGCGCGACCCAAGUAUAGCGGCUGCUGCUCUAGGUGCUAGUGAGUCUGCUCUCUCUGGUAUAGAGGCUGCUGCUCUGAGUGCUGGUGAAUCUGCUCUCUCUGGUACUGCGCCUGCUGAGGCCUUGCACACCUUCACACUUGACUCAGUUCUUGCACGUUCCUCCACUGUUCUCCCGUGUCCAGCGGUUCCGUCUGGCUCACUGACAGGUCUUCACCUCCCCUCGUUCUCUACGAACUUGGGGGAGGGCAUCCUCCAGUCGUUCACACUUCCGGCCUCCCCGCAGCAGAAUGGGAUUGCUGAGCGCCGCAUUGGCUUAGUCAUGGAGGUCGCUCAUACCUCCAUGAUCCAUGCGGCUGCUCCCCAUUUUCUGUGGCCGUUUGCGGUCCGGUACGCUGUGCAUCAGCUCAACCUCUGGCCCCGUGUCUCCUUGCCGGAGACCUCGCCCACCCUGCGUUGGACGGGGGAGGUUGGCGAUGCGUCGCGGUUCCGGGUCUGGGGCUCUCGUGCCUUUGUCCGCGAUACCACUGCGGACAAGCUCUCCGCUCGCGCCGUUCCCUGCGUCUUCCUUGGCUUUCCCACUGACGCGCCUGGCUGGCAGUUUUACCACCCCACCUCGCGCCGUGUCUUCGCGUCCCAGGACGUCACCUUUGACGAGUCGGUUCCCUUCUACCGUCUCUUCCCCUACCGCACUGCCCCUCUUCCCCCCCCGCCGCUCUUCCUCACUCCAGGUUCCCCUCCGGUAGACCCCCACCCCCCUCAGGGUCCUGCUCCUUCAGGUGUGUCUCAGGUAGACCCACUUCCCUUGGCUGAGCCUGUCGAGGUCACUGGUGACUCUGGUGCUGCUGGGGGUGGUGCUACUCGGGGUGCUGCGUCUGGGGGUGCUGAGCCUGCGGGUGCGGAGCCUGGGAAGCGUAUAGAGCCUGGGGGUGCUGAGCUUGCGUGUGUGGAGCCUGGGGGUGCUGAGCCUGUGGUCCUGGAGGUGCUGGAGGUCUUGCCGUUGGAGGCGCUGGUGCUGGAGGCACUGGAGCUGGAGGCGCUGGAGUUGGCGACUCUGGAGCUGGAGCAGCUAGUCCUGGAGGUGCUCGUACUGGAGGUACUGGAGCUGCCGGGGCUGGUGGUUCUGCUGGUACUGGAGCUGCCGGAGCUGGUGGUGUUGCGGACUCGGGAGCUGGUGGCGCUGGCACUGGAGGCGCUGGAGUUUGAGGUGCAUGAGCUGGAGACACUGGAGCUGGAGGCACUGGAGCUGGAGGCGCUGGAGCUGGAGGUGCUGGAGCUGGAGGCACUGCCGCUGGAGGCGCUGGCGCUGGAGACACUGGCGCUGGAGGCCCUGGAGCUGGAGGCACUGGAGCUGGAGGCGCUGGCGCUGGAGGCACUGGAGCUGGAGGCGCUGGAGCUGGAGGCACUGAAGUUGGAGGCGCUGGCGCUGGUGGCGCUGGAGGUGCUGGAGGCGUUGGAGGCGCCGGAGGCGCUGGAGGCGCUGGAGGCGCUGGAGGCGCUUGAGGCGCUGGAGGUGCUGGAGCUGGAGGUUCUUAGUUUUCCUUCGUCCACUGUCCUUCCUCCGGACUCCCCGCUGCCUUCCCAGUCUCGUUACACUGAGCAGUCAGUCUCCCUUACAGAGCGUCGUGAGCCUGCGUCUCGUCCUGUCUGCCCUGUCUACACUGUUCGCGCUGCUCGUCGUGUCCCGCGUCCGCGUCCUCCUCCUGUGCCAGGUACUCACACUAUGGCACUUCGUCCUUCCACUGCUCCACAGCGUGUCCCUCUGCCGUCUCCUCCUGCGUCCUCUCUUCCUGAGCUUCCUGACCCUGAGUUUGACUGUGUUCGUACUGCCAGCCCUACUGUCACGCGUCUCCUAGCUACUGUUGUCACUGACCCGUCGUUUGAGUCCACUGCUGCGUCUGCCUUAGUUGCUGAGCUUGUGGACUUUGCUGCUACGUGUCGUCUAGACUACGCUGCCAGUCUUGUCGCUGAGUCUGAGUCUGUCUGUCCUCCGUUCGUCGGGGGUGAGUGUGCUCUUGGCACGGAUGUCCUUGACAACAGGCAGGAGGACUUUGAGUCUCUUGCGGCUGCUGUACCUCAUCUCGUGGCCAUGCUGCUUGCACCUGAGGGAGACCCGGAUGCACUGGACAUCCCGACCUUGUACUGCGUCGAUCUGCUAGAACGGUUUUUGUAG
This is a messenger RNA of Closterium sp. Yama58-4, 2220 nucleotides long. NCBI's taxonomy places the organism in Eukaryota, Viridiplantae, Streptophyta, Zygnematophyceae, Desmidiales, Closteriaceae. The record is from the annotation of a GenBank genome assembly.